Molecule: messenger RNA, 8357 nt
Organism: Dipodomys spectabilis (banner-tailed kangaroo rat)
Lineage: Eukaryota; Metazoa; Chordata; Mammalia; Rodentia; Heteromyidae
Gene: Hivep1
Product: HIVEP zinc finger 1
Exons: 8
Coding region: 194-8326 (2710 amino acids)
Biological process (GO): regulation of transcription by RNA polymerase II
Cellular component (GO): nucleus
Molecular function (GO): RNA polymerase II cis-regulatory region sequence-specific DNA binding; DNA-binding transcription factor activity, RNA polymerase II-specific
Source: RefSeq, a predicted model, not a curated record
CUAUGCUAAACUUUAAAUUUUGAAGUACUUUUUUCUCUUGAUUGAAGGUGGUCAAAUAUGUUUCUUGUUUUCUUUAUUGUUUCCUUUUUACAGCACAUGGAUUAACUGAUGUACACUGAGUUUAUGGAGCCAUCUUUUCGUGACCUGCUCUUUCUAAGUUUUCUAAGAAGAAAAAGCUCCUGAGCCCAAAAAGAUGCCUCGAACAAAACAGAUCCAUCCUAGAAAUCUACGAGACAAAAUUGAAGAAGCACAAAAAGAACUUAAUGGUGCAGAAGCUUCUAAAAAAGAAAUUCUAGAGGCUGGUGUUAAAGGAGCUUCAGAAUCCCUUAAAGGUGUGAAACGGAAAAAGCUUGUCACUGAGAAUCACCUGAAGAAAAUACCAAAAUCCCCCCUAAGAAAUCCUCUUCAGGCCAAACAUAAACAGAACACAGAGGACUCUUCUUUCACUGUUCCUCAGAGUGCUUCAGAGUCUCACAGGAGGCAUGGCUAUAUUCCUGCAAAAACUGGGAAGCAAUUUGCCAAACAGAAUGGAGAGACACCUGGGAUAGCUGCCGAGGCCUCAAAAUCGGAAGACUCUAUCUCCCCCAAAAAGCCCUUGUUCCUGCAGCACCCUUCAGAGCUGCGGAGAUGGAGGUCAGAAGGCUCCGACCCCGCUGGGCUCAGUGUCCUUCAUGACAACCAGGACUCGCCUGGCAAACCCAGGACUGACAACAGUGAAUGUAUCCCUCCUCAUGGAAGUACCGCGCCCCCCUCCCCCCCCUUGUAUACAAAUACCGCCUUUGAUGUCUUACUGAAAGCAAUGGAGCCAGAACUGAGUACCUUGUCACAAAAGGGCUCAUCUUGUGCAAUUAAGACAGAAAAACUGAGACCAAAUAAAACUGUACGAUCCCCUCCUAAGUUAAAAAACACGUCUGUGGAUGCCCCAACUCAGCCUACGGAAGACUCGGUGGCAGAAUCACAGAGAUCACCUUGUACCUCAUCCACUGUACAUGGGGCUGCUGCCCGGAAGAAUGAGCAAGCAUCGGUUCAGCCCGUCUCUCACUCAUAUAACCCAUACGGACACUUGGUUUCCAAACCUAACCAACACAGUCAGCAGCUUCCAUGUCAAGCAGGCUUCACAGCAUCGCUGGCAAAUCUGCAAACUCAAGACAUCACCAGACUUGAACAGGUUUAUGAUACAGCAGUCACAUCCACCACAGGUCUCACUUCACCUUCCAACAGAACUCAGGUUACUCUUCCAAACCAGCAAGUGGAUUCUGCUUUACCUUUGUCCAUAAGUCCAGCCAAUCCCACCCAGUCUCCCCCCAUGCCAAUAAAUAAUUCAACUCACGUUGCCUCUGUAGUCAAUCAAAGCGUAGAACAAAUGUGCAAUCUUCUUCUGAGAGAUCAGAAGCCAAAAAAACAAGGAAAAUAUAUCUGUGAGUAUUGCAAUAGAGCUUGUGCAAAGCCUAGUGUGCUUUUAAAGCACAUCCGCUCCCACACUGGAGAGCGGCCCUACCCUUGUGUCACUUGUGGAUUCUCAUUUAAGACUAAAAGUAAUCUGUACAAGCACAAAAAAUCCCACGCACAUACUAUCAAACUGGGUCUUGUGUUACAACCAGAUGCUGGUGGUUUGUUCUUAUCCCAAGAAUCUCCCAAAGCACUUAGCGUGCACUCAGACGUAGAAGACAGUGGGGAGAGUGAUGAGGAGGGCCCUGCCGAUGGGAGACUGAAUGACCCUGGCACCAUGGAGCUACAGCCUGGGCAAAUAAUGAAGAAGACAUCAAAUUCUGAAGCUCUCCCCAAACCGGGUUCCAUUUCAGGCAAUCCAGAUCAUGUGGCAGGUGACUUUUUGCCACAGGACAGACCUUCAGAAUCACAAGGCCUGACAGAGUUACCAAAAGUUGUGGUGCAUCCUGUCAGCAUGUCCCCAUUAAGAACUGACAGUCCCAAGGUGAUCAAUCCCAAGUCUGAACUUCCUAAUGCUCAAAGACAGAAGGACCUGGUCCAGGUCACAAGUGUAUUGACACACCCAGCCAGUGUGUCCUCCCUAGAGACUGAGGAGAAGUCUCAUCAGAAAGGUGACCCGAGUCUACCAGAAGGGAAACAAGAUUGCCAUGGAGGGACUGUCCAUGCCCAGCUACAAAGGCAGCAGGCAACUGAUUACUCCCAAGAGCAGCAAGGAAAACUCCUAAGUCCUCGGAGUUUAGGAAGUACAGAUUCUGGCUACUUUUCACGAUCAGAAAGUGCUGAUCAAGCAGUGAGUCCACCAACUCCUUUUGCCAGAACUUUCUUACCCACAGAACCAGACUCAACUAAGAAUAACGGACCCCCUGCCCCUCGAAUCAGUGCACCAGCACCCCCUGCCUUGCCAUUGGGGGAGAAGCCAUUGCUCUUAGCAGGCCAGAUGCCCCCACCCUUGGCGACAAAAACCCUGGAGGAGAGGAUCUCAAAGCUUAUCUCUGACAAUGAAGCCUUGGUAGAUGAUAAACAACUGGACAGUGUAAAGCCACGGAGAACCUCUCUGUCCAGACGAGGAAGCAUCGAUUCCCCCAAAUCAUACAUAUUUAAAGAUUCGUUCCAGUUUGACCUGAAACCAAUGGGGCGGAGGACAAGUUCAAGCUCUGAUAUACCAAAGUCCCCAUUCACCCCCACUGAGAAGUCCAAACAAGUGUUCCUCCUGUCGGUCCCUUCCCUCGACUGCCUGCCUAUCACAAGAAGUAACUCCAUGCCUACCACAGGAUAUUCAGCAGUCCCUGCAAAUAUAAUUCCUCCCCCUCACCCGCUAAGAGGAAGCCAGUCAUUUGAUGACAAAAUUGGCACUUUGUAUGAUGAUGUCUUCGUAUCAGGACCCAACACAUCAGUGCCCCCAAGUGGUCAUCCCCGGCCGCUGGUCAGGCAGGCAGCAGUGGAAGACUCUUCAGCCAAUGAGAAUCAUGUUGUUGGCCCUGGACAGUCCUUGGAUGAGGGCUGUCAAGGCUGCCCCACCGCCAGCGAGCCCGCAGCAGCCCGGAGCAAGGCUGUGGCCCCCGGCUCUCAGCUGGAAAAAAAGAAAUCCCAUCAGGGGCGAGGGACCAUGUUUGAGUGUGAAACCUGUAGAAACAGGUACAGGAAACUGGAGAAUUUCGAAAACCAUAAGAAAUUUUACUGUUCAGAAUUACAUGGGCCCAAAACCAAGGUAACCGCGAGAGAGCCCGAGCAGAGCCCUGUGCCUGGCGGGCCACAGCCCCAGGUUCUGCACUACAGAGUUGCUGGCUCGACGGGCGUGUGGGAGCAGACACCCCAGAUAAGGAAAAGGAGGAAAAUGAAAAGCGCUGGGGAUGAUGAGGAGCUUCAGCCCAAUGAGAGCGGACCGUCUCCAAAGAGCUCUGAAGCCCUCCAGCCUCAGAAUGCCCUGGGUCUCACCCCAGGCCUGUCAAAACACGGGCCUGCCAUGACCGGAGAGCAACUCAGGAGCACACAGCUGAACACCUCCCAGGUUCAGCUCACCACCCAGGCCCUUGAGCAGGCUCUAGACCCAAAGCUGUCCACCAUCAUGGAGCAGCCAAUGACGUCAGCUGCCGUGGACAAGGUGGAGGUGAAGAGACAAGGGACCGGCAUCUCCGUCAUCCAGCACACCAACUCCCUGAGCAGACCCAACUCCUUUGACAAGCUGGAACCAUUGGAAACUGGCUCCAUGGUUCCUUUCCAAGAGCUGAGUAGAGCUGGGAAACCUGGCUCUCUGAAAGUGAGGGGGAUCCCCCCAGAGGAAGCUCAUCCUUCUCGAGACACGUCACAUCCUCACCAGCCUGCUUCAUCAGACACACUCAGGGGAGAGCUGCAGGAAAGCUCCAGAAAGACUGCAAGUGAGCGACACGUGUUGGGACAGCCCUCGAGACUUGUCCGGCAACAUAAUAUCCAAGUUCCAGAAAUUCUGGUCACCGAGGAGCCAGAUCGGGACCUGGACACUCAGUGUCAUGAUGAAGAAAAAUCUGAGAAGUUCAGUUGGCCUCAGCGCAGUGAAACUUUGUCCAAGUUGCCAACAGAGAAACUGCCACCCAAGAAGAAGAGGCUCCGUCUGGCCGAGAUAGAGCAUUCCUCCACCGAGUCAAGUUUCGACUCUACUCUCUCCCGGAGUCUAAGCAGGGAGAGCAGCUUAUCACACGCUUCAAGUUUCUCAGCCUCCUUAGACUUAGAAGACGUUUCUAAAACGGAGGCCACCCCCAAAAUCGAUUUUCCAAAUAAAGCAGAGUUUCUUUUGAUUCCACCUGGCUCAAAUACACUGAAUGUCCCUGGAAGUCACCGGGAGAUGAGGCGGGCUGCAUCAGAACAGAUCAAUUAUAUGCCGACGCUGAUGGAGGUCUCUGAUUUCAGAAGUAAGUCAUUCGACUGUGGGAGUGUGACCCUAGCCCCUUCAACACUGCUUGUGGAGUCCCAGCCUUCCACUUCCCCUUCUGUGGCUGGGGUCCCUGGACAUGUGCCUCUCUUAGAAAGAAGGCGGGGCCCGCUGAUCCGGCAGAUAUCUUUAAACAUUGCACCAGAGGGUCAGCUUUCUCCUGUCAACCUACCAUCCUUCCAAAACCUUGCCCUUCCCAAUGUGACUGGGGUGCCCUGUCAAGGUCUGCCCCUCCCUAACACUUCUUCGGCUGAGUUCCCCACUAAUACUCUGCACUCCCAGAUUCAGGCUGAGGAUCUGCCGGCACACACAUUGAAUUCUAACUCGACUGCCAUCUUUCCAGUUCAGCAGCUUUUUAGUAUCAAUGUGCUAAAUCAGACCCAUGUACCCCUUAGCCAGCAACACACACAGUUACCUCCACCAGUGUUUGCAAAAGAGGACAAAACGGACGUGUAUCCCACCAUACACGUGUCUUCUACCAGCAAGGACUGCUUUGCUCCCAAGUACCAACUUCAGUGUCAGGCUUUCACUUCAGGCCAGGCUUCUUGUUCUAAUCCUACACAUCCUUUGCCUAGUCAAGUUCUUCCAGAUGCAGAUGGAGCAGAUCAGGGCACAACUUCAGUUGCAUUACCAGCCAAGCUGGUAGAUCCCAUGUCUAAGGGAAGCUCGUUGCUAUCCCUGGAGCUUGGGCCGCUGGGCAAUCAGGUGCAGAAGGCACCAUCAUCCUUCAUGCUGCCUGUACAUCUGCAGAGUCACAUCCCUACAUACUGCUUUGCCACCCUUACAUCUCUGCCACAAAUCCUGGUGACGCAAGAUCUGUCCAACACAUCCGUUUGCCAGACGAACCAAAGUAUCGUGCCAAUCAGUGAAGAACUGAAUUCCAUGCCAAAAUCACAAAAGGAUCACCAAAACGCUUUGCCAAACCCAGAGAAAGACCUUGUUUGCAAAAAUGUUUUCUCAGAAAUUGGCCAACAGUCUUCUCUCUCAGAAUCCUUGCCUCUAACUCAGAAAAUGUCUGUUGGUAGACUUUCUCCCCAACCAGAAUCUUCAGCCUCAAGCAAAAGGAUGCUUUCUCCAGCAAACAGUUUAGACAUUGCUAUGGAAAAGCACCAGAAGCGGGCUAAAGAUGAAAAUGGAGCUGUUUGUGCCACAGAUGUUAUUUCCCCAGAGCCACUGAGUUCAAGAGUAAGUGAGGGCAAUAAACCGAAGAAACCAGUGUUGGUGCGACAGCUUUGCACUACAGAGCCCUUUGAAGGAAUGAUAUCAGAACAGGAUGGGUUCUCUCAGUCUGAAACUAGUACCGAAUCUGCUAAUUUGGCAGAGGUUUUUCCAGCUGAUAAAUUGUCAUCAGGACAUGCCAAGAUUGUAAUCAGAGAAUCCACCAAUGAAUUGCAAGAAUUUGAAAACAUCAAAUCAUCCACAUCAUUAAGUCUUCCAGAUCAGAAUCCUGUCCCUCCAGAAAACACCCACCACGUUUCUCCUUUGAAAUCUGUCGAUAGUAAUCAAGAAAGGGCACCUUCAGGGGUUAUAAAUCAAGGGGACAAGGUGAGCAUUUUAGGGCAAAAUAAACUACCUGUCACCACUCUUCCAUUGCCCAGCACAGGGGACACCCAGCAGCUGCCUCUCCCUAGCCUGAAGACUGCCACCAGCUUCACAUGGUGUUAUCUGCUAAGACAGAAGGCACUGCCUUUGCCCCAGAAGGACCAGAAAACUUCAGCCUAUACUGACUGGACAGUAAGCUCCAAUAACCCAAACCCACUUGGUUUGCCCACAAAAGUUGCUCUUUCUCUCCUUCAUUCGAAACAGAAGACUGGCAAAUCACUAUAUUGUCAGGCAAUAACCACCCAUCCCAAAUCAGAUUUAUUGGUCUAUUCAAGCAAGUGGAAAAGCAACUUAAAUAAGAGAGCAUUAGGUAAUCAAAAGUCCACAAUAGUUGAAUUCAGCAAUAAAGAUGCCUCUGAAAUUAACAAUGAGCAAGAUAAAGAAAAUUCCUUAAUCAAAAGUGAACCAAGAAGAAUUAAAAUAUUUGAUGGAGGUUAUAAAUCAAAUGAAGAAUAUGUGUAUGUUCGAGGCAGGGGAAGAGGAAAGUACAUUUGUGAAGAAUGUGGAAUACGUUGUAAGAAGCCUAGCAUGUUAAAAAAACAUAUCCGAACUCACACAGAUGUUCGCCCCUACCACUGCACUUACUGUAACUUCUCCUUUAAGACAAAAGGAAAUCUGACAAAACACAUGAAGUCCAAGGCACAUAGCAAGAAAUGUGUGGAUUUAGGUGUCUCGGUGGCUUUAAUAGAUGAACAGGACACAGAAGAAUCAGAUGAGAAACAGAAAUUCGGUUAUGAACGCUCUGGAUGUGAUCUUGAAGACUCUGAUGGCCCGGAUGAGGAUGAUAAUGAUAAUGAAGAGGAUGACGAAGACAGCCAGGCAGAAUCUGUCCUGUCUGCCACACCCUCGGUCACGGCCAGCCCACAGCAUCUUCCAUCGAGGAGUGGCCUUCAGGAUGCCGGGAGUGUGGACGAGGACCUCAGGAUUAGCGAAUGCUUCUCUGGGUCUCACACAGACCCGAUGGAUGUUCUGCCUAGAGCAUUGCUCACCAAGAUGACCGUGCUGAGCACAGUGCAGUCAGAGCAUAGCAGGAAGACAAACGCACCGGCAACAGCCAGGCAGCAGGCUGCCAAAGAUGAGGAGGAGAUGGCUCCUUCCAGAGAUGAUUCCAGGUCACCCAGAAGCCCCUGUUAUCAGAUGUUUGUGGACUACCCCGAGUCUGAAGUUGUGAGCGGCUCUGUGGCAGGAAAGGCUGUCACUCCAACACAGGACAUGCCAUUGGUAAGACUUUCUCCUGCCACAGUGGAGCUCAGCCCGCAGCCCGCAGCCAGCAUUGCAAUCUCUCCUGCCUUACCUCAUCCUGACACUCAAGACCAGAAGCAGCAGACCACCCCUCACCCACCUCCAGGCCUGCCUUCUCCCCAGACACACUUGUUCAGCCACCUCCCCCUGCAUUCCCAGCAGCAAUCAAGGACUCCGUACAACAUGGUUCCAGUGGGGGGGAUCCACGUGGUGCCCGCUGGCCUCACCUACUCCACCUUUGUACCCAUUCAGGCCGGGCCCGUGCAGCUCACCAUCCCUGCCGUCAGCGUCAUUCACAGGACCACAGGCACUCCUGGGGACACCAUCACGGAAGUGGCCGGUACGACAAAUCCUCCUGGAGUACCUGAAUUGAGCAGUGUUGUGCCAUGUUUUCCCAUUGGCCAAAUCCGUGUGCCGGGCCUUCAGAACCUAGCAACCUCCAGCCUGCAGUCCCUCACCUCACUAAGCAUGGAAACCGUCAAUAUUGUAGGUCUCGCCAACACCAACAUCACCCCACAGGUCCACUCCCCAGGACUUGCUCUCAACGCCGUGGGACUGCAGGUGUUGACUGCGAACCCUCCUUCCCAAAGCAGUCCUGCCCCUCCAGCGCACAUUCCUGGGCUCCAGAUCCUGAACAUAGCCUUGCCAACCCUGAUUCCCUCAGUCGGCCAGGUAACCGUGGAAGCCUCCGGAGCUUCUGAAGUUCCAGCUGCCCACAGCAAAGCAGCCGAGAUGCAGCCCAAGCAGACGCCUGCAGCCAGUUUAAGCCAGGUCAGCAGGACUGAGUCUCCUCGGGGGUCAGCUAAAGUCCUGCAGGAAAAUGCAAAGAAAGUCCUGGGUCCAUCGGCCCCUGCAGGUGACCAAGCAAGGCUCGAUGGCGCAAGUAAAGCGGACUCUGAGAGGGCCAUCCUGGGGAACCACACCAAGCCCACGCCCGAGCUCACGUCCUUGCCUGUGCCAGGGGCACUGCAGAAGGCUCAAGCCCUGGGAAAGCCGUCGGGGCUGCGCACUCUCUCUCCAGACAGGCAGGUUCACAGGCCUCCAGCCCCACCCAGCAGGCCGCCCGCGGUGCACUUCAGCGACGUGAGCAGCGAUGAAGACGAGGACAGGCUCGUGAUCGCAACCUAGUGGUUUAUUUUUUAUCUUUUAUCAUUUUUUU